This is a messenger RNA of Pocillopora verrucosa, 1044 nucleotides long. RefSeq names its product histamine H2 receptor-like. The record is from RefSeq and is a predicted model, not a curated record. Lineage: Eukaryota; Metazoa; Cnidaria; Anthozoa; Scleractinia; Pocilloporidae. Gene Ontology annotation, cellular component: membrane. Gene Ontology annotation, molecular function: G protein-coupled receptor activity. Gene Ontology annotation, biological process: G protein-coupled receptor signaling pathway.
AACCACACAUUGACAGAGAUCUCGAGCAAUUGGCUGAAACAUGGCUGUUACAGAUCAGAAUAUUUUUGUGAUGGUUUUUCUGAGCAUCUUUUCUUUAUUCAUUGUUACAUCAAACUCCUGCGUUUGCCUCUUGGUCAUCUCGAAGAAAGCUCUACGAACCACCACGAAUUGGCUGAUGGUGUCACUUGCAGUGUCGGACAUAUUAAUAGGAGGAGUUUUACUGCCUGUUUACCUCAUCGAGCCAUUUUCGAUUGUAACAGGUUAUUUAGUGAGCGUAAUUUUACUCUCAGGUGUUGCAAACCUAUGUGCUGUCACAUACGAUCGAUAUGUUGCAGUGAUCAAGCCAUUGGAAUACCCGUAUCGAGCUCCUAAGAUACGAAGAAGGGCUCCUUUACUUUCCUGGUUACUUUCAUUGAUUUACUCUUUACUGCCUCUGUUUUGGAACACUGAUGUCAACCUCACAGUGCAUAAGGUUUACAUGAUUUGUUUACAGGUUUUUGGUAUCAUUGUGCCUUACACUUUAAUGACUUUGGCAUACGUGCGAAUGUUUAUGGAGGUUCGAAGGGGUCUGACAAGGAACGAACAUCUGAAAUCCUUCAGAGUGCACAAUCACGAAGGAAGACGAUUAUCUUCGGACGCUAAGGUGGCAAAAGUGUUUGCCAUAUUUGUUUUAGCUUUCCUUCUCUGUUGGCUGCCAAUCAUCUACAUAACAACUGCAAAAAUUGUUAAUAGGGAUGACGUCAUUCCAGAAGCCCUCUCUGUUUCGUCUUUGUUUACAGUGGCGACAUGUUCACUGUUGAAUCCACUCGUGUACACUUUUCUCAAACCGGAUUUCAAGAAGGCCAUUUGCAACUUCUUUCGGACGCGUUCUCCCACAAACACGGUGUUAAACGGGCGUGGUAUCUCCUCAGAAGGAGAAAUGCGAACUAAAAUGAAUGUCCAACAAAGGAAUUUAGAACAAGGAAAAAUACAUUCAAUGGAAGAUUUAUCCCAGUUUUCACUGGAUUGCAAAUGAGUUUUUAUGUCCGACGUUACUAGAUUCUU